UUUUUAUUGGUUCUAUUUCUCCUAACGUGUCAUAAACAGUGAAAUCCGGAUGGUGAUACAAAAAAAUCGUGGAUAUUAACAUUUUACAUAAAUGAGACGGUUAAAUUUUGGUUUAUGAAGGUGAAGAAACAAUGGAGCAGAAUAUUCAGAAUCUUCCCAUCGAUAUUCAGACAAGCAAACUUUUAGACUGGCUUCUGGACCGACGUCACUGUAAUGUGAAAUGGCAGAGUGCAGUGAAGGUAAUCAGAGAGAAGAUCAAUGCUGCCAUCCAGGACAUGCCAGAAAACGAGGAGAUCAAGCAGCUUCUCUCCGGCUCCUACAUUCACUACUUUCACUGCUUGAGGAUAGUGGAGAUACUGAAGGGAACCGAAGCUUCAUCAAAGAACAUCUUUGGCAGAUACUCAUCUCAAAGGAUGAAGGACUGGCAAGAGAUUGUGUCCCUUUAUGAAGCAGAUAAUGUUUAUUUGGUGGAGGUGGCCAGCUUGCUGAGUCGUAAUGUCAGCUAUGAAGGACCAGCUCUGAGGAAACAGCUCGCCAAAGCUCAGCAGCUGCAGCAGGAACUGAGCAGGCGGGAGGUGGAGUGCCAGAGCUCAGCAGCAGGACUAAGGGAACGCUAUUAUACUGCCUGCAAACAGUACGGCAUCAAUGGUGAAAAUGUGCCACGAGAGCUUCAAGCUCUGGUGAAAGACUUACCAGCAGUCCUUGAGGACGUUGGGAGGGAUGCAGCAAAGUUAGAGGAGCAAAUUCAGCUUUAUGCUGCUUUCACAAACUUUGUAUGUAAUUGGUCUGAACCAGUUCUGCCCAUGUUGACAUUUGCCCAGAAGAAAGGAAACGCAACAUUUUAUGAGUGGAAAACGGGGAAAGUCCCAUCUGUUGUUGAGAGGCCAAUCGUGGAGGAAGCACCUCCCGAGCAAGUCACAGAGGACACGAUUGACUGGGGUGACUUUGGCAAAGGAACAGACUCCGCUGGUGAGAAUGCAGGCAUCACAGUUGAGGAUGGAAUAGACUGGGGUAUCAGUCUGGAGCCAACAUCUGAGGACACCAGUGCAGGCAGCAUCGACUGGGGUGACAGCGAGACAGCUCCCAUUGAAAUUGAAAUUGUGGACGCAGGCACAAACUGUCCUGAGGGUGUGGCAAAGGGUGAGGAUGCUCUAAGUAUACUGGAAAACUCACACUCACGCAGCCAGUUCAUUGAUGAGCUAAUGGAGCUGGAGGUGUUCUUAACUCAGCGCCUCACUGAGAUGGGAGAGGAGGCUGAUGUGGUGGCCAUGAGCCAGUUCCAGCUGGCCCCCUCUGUGAUCCAGAACCAAACUUGUGAACAUAUCCGAGAGAUGCUCACUGAGGUGCAGGACCUUCUGGGCCGACUCACCUCCCUGAGGAUGCAGCAUCUUUUCAUGAUCCAGGCCUCACCACGGUAUGUUGAGCGAGUGUCAGAGGUGCUGAGACAGAAGCUGAAGCAGGCGGACAUUCUGGUCCAAAAAGCUGCCACGAUGGCUGAGAAGAGGCAGGAAGCUUUACAGGAGCAGUCCAGACUGGAGCCUCGUGUUGACCUGCUGGCAGGACGCACCCGGGAACUCCAGAAACUGAUUGAAGCUGACAUUUCAAAGAGAUACCACAACAGACCUGUCAACCUGAUGGGGGUUAAUAUUUAGUGAACUCCACAGAUGUUCUUCAAAAUAUGUCAUGAUGGAAUAAGAAAAAUAAAAUUGGUAUUUAAUUUAAA
Molecule: messenger RNA, 1723 nt
Organism: Melanotaenia boesemani (Boeseman's rainbowfish)
Lineage: Eukaryota; Metazoa; Chordata; Actinopteri; Atheriniformes; Melanotaeniidae
Gene: cdk5rap3
Product: CDK5 regulatory subunit associated protein 3
Exons: 14
Coding region: 132-1652 (506 amino acids)
Biological process (GO): regulation of mitotic cell cycle; regulation of cyclin-dependent protein serine/threonine kinase activity
Cellular component (GO): endomembrane system
Source: RefSeq, a predicted model, not a curated record